AUGGAGGAGCUCGUGCUGGCGCUCAAGGAGGUGAACGCGGAGCUGCACACCACGCGGCAGCAGCUGGCGCGCGCGCAGCACGAGUCGGAGACGGCGAGGCUCGAGUCCGACCGGCUGCACGUGUCGCUGAAGCGCAAGGACGACAAGGUCCGCGCGCUGUCCGACGAGGUGGCCCGGCUCCGCUCCGACGCCGAGGAAGCGUUCGCCACGUUCCGGGGCAAGGAGGCCGGGUUCACGGCGUGCAUGAAGUCCUCGGAGGCGGAGCUCGCCGCGUCCCGGCGCGAGAACGCGCGGCUCCUCGAGUCGCAGCGGUCCGGGCGGCACGAGGUGGCCAAGCUGCGGGACAUCCUGAAGCAGGCCGUCAAGGACACCAAGUUCGUCAAGGAGGCGCUGGAGGAGGCGAGGAGCGAGAACGCGGCGCUCAAGGAGAUGGUCGGGAGCAAGGACACGGCCGUCAAGUGCAGCAAGGAGGAGCUGGAGUGCCUGCGGGUCAGCGAGGCCGCGGCGCGCGACAGCGUCAAGGAGCUGCAGAGCCUGCUGGUGGCCACGUCGUCGAGCCCCACCCCCACGCCGUCCGCGGCGGCGGGAGCGGGGAGGUCGUUCGACCUGGAGGUCGACCCGUCGUCGCCGUCGCCGCGGACGCCGGCGGAUCAGCCGCCCGAGGGCGAGAGCCGGCUGUUGGACGCGAGGAUGAAGCCGCCGCCGGACGGGUUCCCGCUGCCGCGGCAGAUGUCGGAGAACUACGAGGGGUCCGUGUACGACAUCUUCGGGACGGUCGAGGAGCCCAAGGGCGAGAUGGGCGUGUUCACCAGGAUGACGACGAUGCCUGGCCGGCGGCGCGUGGUCAUGCGCAAGGUCGGCAGCUUGUUCCGGUGGAAGAGCUUCAACAACAAGUAG
Triticum turgidum subsp. durum (durum wheat) is the source of this 897-nucleotide messenger RNA. Lineage: Eukaryota; Viridiplantae; Streptophyta; Magnoliopsida; Poales; Poaceae. The record is from the annotation of a GenBank genome assembly.